Lactuca saligna is the source of this 2093-nucleotide messenger RNA. Lineage: Eukaryota; Viridiplantae; Streptophyta; Magnoliopsida; Asterales; Asteraceae. The record is from the annotation of a GenBank genome assembly.
AAUUAUAUAUUAUUAUUUUACAAUCUUAUCUAUGAAAUAUAUUAUAUUAUGAAAAAUAAAAUGGUGAAUAAAUCAUAAAUGUAUGUAUAGCCAAAACCAAAGAAAGUCCGUUUUGGGCGGAGAAUUCAAUCUGUGAGCAUCAUAGAUUUCAUCGACACCCCUCCCCUCUUUCUUCUUUACUUGUACUACUUCAUUGCUCUCACACUCUCUCGCUCAACCGCUACGCCUAAUUCUUGAAUUUUUGCCUGCCUCUCGAUAAUUUCGGACGCUUGAUAUACGACAUGGAUUCCGCCGCCAUGACAUUUUGCAGUAAACCAAUCACCUCCCCUCCGGGUUUAUUCAUUGGGAGGUCUAGUGGAAUCAAGAGCUCCCAGUGUAGCUUCUUGGUGGGAAACAAGUUGAACUUUCCUAGACAAAGAGUUCAAGCUUCUCAAAAAGCUCGUAAAUCAGGGAAACAUGAAGGAGCACUUGGUGCCACUUGUCGUGCUGAAAAGAUCCUGAUAGCAAACAGAGGGGAAAUUGCAGUGAGAGUGAUUAGAACUGCUCAUGAGAUGGGGAUUCCCUGUGUUGCAGUCUACUCCACCAUAGAUAAGGAUGCACUUCAUGUGAAACUAGCUGAUGAGUCAGUUUGCAUAGGGGAAGCUCCCAGUAGUCAAUCGUACUUGUUGAUACCCAAUGUCCUGUCAGCUGCUAUCAGUCAUGGAUGUACAAUGUUGCAUCCUGGUUAUGGUUUCCUUGCUGAGAAUGCUGUUUUUGUUGAGAUGUGUAGAGGACAUGGAAUCAACUUCAUUGGCCCAAAUCCUGACAGCAUUCGUGAAGGUCUAUUACAGAGCACAGAGGAAGGCAUCAAGCUUGCUGAUGAGAUUGGAUACCCUGUCAUGAUUAAGGCCACAGCAGGUGGUGGUGGUCGUGGAAUGCGUCUUGCAAAAGAACGCGAUGAAUUUGUAAAAUUGUUGCAGCAAGCCCAGAGUGAGGCUGCAGCUGCAUUUGGAAAUGACGGUGUUUAUUUGGAGAAAUACAUCCAAAAUCCAAGGCACAUUGAGUUCCAGGUUCUUGCAGAUAAAUAUGGGAAUGUUGUUCACUUUGGAGAGCGUGACUGCAGUAUUCAGAGGAGGAACCAGAAGUUGCUUGAAGAAGCACCGUCGCCUGCAUUAACCCCAGAGCUAAGGAAAGCGAUGGGUGAUGCAGCAGUUGCUGCAGCAGCAUCAAUUGGGUACAUUGGUGUUGGUACUGUAGAGUUUCUUUUGGAUGAAAGAGGUCAAUUUUACUUCAUGGAAAUGAACACCAGAAUCCAGGUUGAGCAUCCAGUGACCGAAAUGAUAUCUUCAGUGGACUUAAUAGAGGAGCAAAUCCGUGUUGCUAUGGGUGAAAAACUCCGUAUGACACAGGAUGAUAUUGUGCUUAGAGGACACUCCAUCGAAUGCCGUAUCAAUGCAGAAGAUGCUUUCAAGAAUUUCAGACCAGGACCAGGGAGAAUUACAUCUUACUUGCCAUCUGGAGGUCCAUUUGUGAGAAUGGAUAGUCAUGUUUAUACCGAUUAUGUUGUUCCACCAAGCUAUGAUUCUCUACUUGGAAAGCUUAUCGUAUGGGCCCCAACAAGAGAAAAGGCAAUUGAGCGCAUGAAGAGGGCUCUUAAUGAUACCAUUAUCACAGGUGUUCCAACUACAAUCGAGUACCACAAGCUAAUUCUUGAAAUCGAAGACUUCAAAAAUGGAAAAGUUGAUACUGCUUUUAUUCCAAAGCACGAGGAGGAAUUAGCCGAGCCACAGAAGUUGGUUACCUCAUCUUCUGCUAAAGAAGUCGCAAAUGCUGUAGCUUAAAAGACUUAUUUCAUCACUUGGUAUUUUUCUGUAUGCAAAAAAAAAAAAAUGUUAGCUUUUUUGUCUGGAAAAUAACUUUUAACCUGUGCUUUCCCUUUGAUUUUUUGAGAUUGAAUGAGUUUAAUUCACAAAUUAUCAAACUCGUAUCCAAUUAGAUGACAGUUCAAUAAAAAAACUUUUUUGAACGUCCUCAUUUGGUUUAAAUGAUCUCCCUUGUUUUGUUGGAAACAUUGCACUUCUUCUAAAGUGCUUACAAAUGCAAUAAUUACAAAG